GUUUUCAACUCUUCCACUUGCUUCCCUCUUCGAACCACAGCUCGAAACCGCCACCGAAAAGGGCCGACGCUCCGAAGAUGGAGCCAGCACCUCGAUUGCGAAGACGGCCGGCGGUGUAUGUCGGGCUCUCAGCUCUUUCCCAAGUUAUCUGUGAAUAUCCAAGUUGCUUGGCUAACGAUCCACAAAAAUGACAAUAGCUCCUGCAUUCUGUGCAGAAAGCGCAAAAUCAAAUGCGACAGAGAAACGCCAUGCGGCAACUGCACAAAAUCUGGAAAUGUCACCUGUGCUUACAGAGAUGCGCCGUCUCGGCCGCGAAAACUCGGCAUCCCUCGGGCCGCUGCAUCCUCAACCGCAACCGCAGUGCCCCCCUUGACGCCCUCCAGCACGAUUCUGGCGCCCACGGUGCCCACUGACAGCCGAACACUGCCCGCCGAGCCGUGGCUGUCGGCGGCUCCCAGCACGGCCCAAUCGCCGGCUUCGACUAUGACCAGGAACUCCCGAGUCGAGACUAAGACAGUCUGUCUGUCUAGGACGGUCUACUUCCAUGCUGAGCACCGCUCGGCAGAUCAGCCCGGUGCAAUCAUCCGUAGCAUCACACACAAGACACGCCUGUUUGGCCAAAGCCACUGGGCCAAUGUCAUGACAAACCUAUAUGAGAUCUUUGAAGUCAUGGAAUCUCACAAGGAAACGUCAAAAGCGUUUGUGACUGAAAAACGGUGCAAAACCCUCUCCAAAUACAUCAAAUCGCGUCGAGCACCCCCCUGGCCGUGCCCGCCAACACCUGAGCUCCCCAGGAAAGACAUUGCAGAUGCGCUCGUCGAGAGAUAUCUUCAAACCCACGAAGCCAUCUACCGGGUCCUCCACAUUCCCACCUUCAGGCGGGACUACGCGGCGGUUUGGGACCCUGGCGGCAACGUCGAUCCUAGCUUUCUCGUUCAGCUCAAGCUCGUCCUAGCCAUCGGCGCGGCAACCUACGACUCAACCUUCACCCUGCGCACCUCAGCUGUGAGAUGGGUGUACGAAGCGCAAACUUGGCUCUCAGCACCCGAGUUCAAGCACCAUCUAAACAUUCCCACCUUACAAACCAGCCUCCUGCUGCUCCUCGCCCGCGACGCGACAGGCAUAGGCGAGGAUAUGGUGUGGGCGUCGCUAGGGUCGACCAUACGCAUGGCCAUAUACAUGGGUCUGCACCGAGAUCCUGCAAGCCUGGGGCCUAGGACCAUCACACCGCUAACCGCCGAGUUGCGCAGGCGACUGUGGAACACUAUCCUAGAGAUGGCGGUACACUCAAGCCUCAAUUCGGGUGGCCCGCCAUUGGUUGGGCUUGCAGAUUUCGACACGGACCCGCCGGGCAACUUUGAUGAUGAGCAGCUGGAGGUGACGGACGAACCCGUGGCCGCAAAACCCCCAGAUCACUUCACCCAGACAACGGUAGCCAUCGCUUUGCGCGUCACUCUCCCGCAGCGAUUAGCUAUCGCAAAGUAUCUCAACGACCUCUCCUCGUGUGGCACGUACCCCGAAACGCUCCGACUUGAUGCCGAUCUCCGCACCGCGUACAAGACGCUCAGCCGAAUCUUGCAAACCUGCAAGACAACAGCGGCCCCCAGCGGCACCGGCCUCUCGCCGUCUGCUUUCCAAUUCCGCAUGCUGGAGCUCCUUCUCCAGCGUUACUUCAUGGCCCUCCACGUACCCUUCUUCGCUCUAUCCCUCUCGGACGCAACCUUUGCCUUCUCCCGGAAGGUAACGGUCGACUCGGCGCUGAAGCUGUGGCGCGCCGUGUUCCCCUCACCGCUGGAUCCUUCUUCAUGUUACCCCUCCCCUGAGGAUGAAAACGAUAUGCUCUGCCGCAUGGCGGUCUCCGGGUCGGGCUUUUUCCGCACUGUGGCCGUGCAAGCGUGUGUAGCAAUCGCCAUUGAGUUAAAGACCCAGCUGCGCGAGGAAGAAGGGAGCCUUGGGUCGGUUCAUAAGGUGCUGUUGGGAUCUGCUGGGGCGCUUACUUGUAGGCCGGAUUUGUCCGGUGUGCUGCACGAGUUCAAGGUUUGGUCGUGGAAGGCCAUCCUGGCCGGUGAGACCAAUGUAAAGGGGUAUCUUGUUGCUUGCAUGAUCGAUGCGCAGGUGGAAGGGCUGAGGAAAGGCUUGCGCGAUGGUGAGAUCGCAAGGCUCAUACUCGAGGCGGCUGAGAAGGCUGUGGAGGAGGGUGCAGCCUUCCUGGAGGGAGUUGUGGACACGCUGGGGAUGGAACAGGGUGGAGAUGGGGUAGGAGGUGUUGUCUUGCCCGAGUUAGGCUUGGAAGAUUGGGACUACAUGGACACAGAAGGCCUCCAAUUUGCAUCGAGCGUGCCGGAGCAUUUUGGCUGGGUAUUCCAGUGAGGGAUUGUUUCCCUAUCGCUGUGCUACUGCAACCCUCUCGACGGACUUUGCAAGUCGGCAACAGGGCAAGGGAGCUGAUAGCUGAGCUUCUCUGCUCUUGCCCGCACUCGCGUUA
Messenger RNA from Canariomyces notabilis, 2485 nucleotides. RefSeq lists its product as uncharacterized. Lineage: Eukaryota; Fungi; Ascomycota; Sordariomycetes; Sordariales; Chaetomiaceae. The coding region runs from base 118 to 2370 and encodes 750 amino acids. Gene Ontology annotation, cellular component: nucleus. Gene Ontology annotation, biological process: DNA-templated transcription; regulation of transcription by RNA polymerase II. The transcript is spliced from 3 exons. The record is from RefSeq and is a predicted model, not a curated record. Gene Ontology annotation, molecular function: DNA-binding transcription activator activity, RNA polymerase II-specific; zinc ion binding; RNA polymerase II cis-regulatory region sequence-specific DNA binding.